Messenger RNA from Apis florea (little honeybee), 1785 nucleotides. RefSeq names its product N-acetylglucosamine-6-sulfatase. Gene Ontology annotation, molecular function: glycosaminoglycan binding; N-acetylglucosamine-6-sulfatase activity. Gene Ontology annotation, biological process: glycosaminoglycan metabolic process. NCBI's taxonomy places the organism in Eukaryota, Metazoa, Arthropoda, Insecta, Hymenoptera, Apidae. The record is from RefSeq and is a predicted model, not a curated record.
AUAAUAUUAUUUAAUGUAAAAUAAUAUAAAAUGAAAAUAUAAAUCUGAUUUGUAUAAUAUUUUUUAGAAAGAAUUUAUAAAGUUUUUAAUUCUUCACUAAAUUAUAUAAAAUAACUUUGAAGUUAGGGGAAUACCCUUAUUUUUGUAUCUAUUUUCACGAGAAUUUUUAUAAAUAGUUUUAAAAUUUGAAAAAAGAGUUUAAAAAAACUCGAAAAAAUGAUUAUUUUAUUUAUUGUUUUUUUAUGUGUCACAUAUUGAUAUCAAAUUGUGCAAAAAACAUAGUAUUAAUUAUUGCUGAUGAUUUAGAUCUAUUUCUUGAUGGAAUGACUCCAAUGCAAAAUACAUUGGAUUUAAUUGGAAAUAAAGGUGUAACAUUUUCAAAUUGUUUUGUUGCAUCACCUAUUUGUUGCCCAAAUAGAGCAUCAAUUUUAACUGGAAAAUAUCAACAUAAUCAUUUAGUAGUAAAUAAUUCAAUUAAUGGUGGAUGUAAUAAUAUUGAAUGGCAAGAAUUACAAGAACCAAAUACAUUUGCAGCAUAUUUGAAAAAAGAAAUGUUUUACACAACAUUUUAUGCUGGAAAGUAUUUAAAUCAGUAUGGAGAUAAAAUAGUAGGCGGAGCUGGUCAUAUACCAACAGGAUGGGAUUGGUGGGCUGGUCUGAUUGGAAAUUCAAAAUAUUAUAAUUACAUUUUAUCUAUAAAUGGAACUGAAAAAAAAUUUGGUAAUGACUCAUCUGAUUAUCUUACUGAUGUAAUUAGUGAUAUGGCAACAAAUUUUAUUAAGAUAUAUAAUCCAAAUGGUCAACCAUUUCUUAUGGUUUUAGCACCUCCUGCACCUCAUGCACCUUUUACACCAGCACAAAGACAUAUCAACAAAUAUAAAAAUGUGAAAGCUAAAAGGACACCCAAUUUUAAUACACAAACUCAGAUGGAUAAACAUUGGUUAGUAGAAAGAGGACCAUCUCCACUUCCUGACAAUUUAUUACCUAAAUUAGAUGAAAUCUAUAGAAAUAGAUGGGAAACAUUGUUAGCUGUCGACGAACUUGUAAAAAAUGUAUAUCAAGUUUUAAAAUUACAAAAUCUUUUAAAUAAUACUUAUAUUAUAUUUACUUCUGAUAAUGGAUAUCAUAUUGGUCAAUUUAGUAUGCCAAUAGAUAAACGUCAACCAUAUGAAACAGAUAUUAGAGUUCCAUUAUUAAUACGAGGUCCAGGAGUUAUGCCAUCAAAAAUUGCUGCACCUGUUAGCAGUGUUGAUUUAUUUGAUACAAUUUUAGGAAUAGCUGGUAUAAAACGUCCAUCAGAUGGAACUUCUUUUUUAAAAAAAGUAUUGCCAAAAGAUAGAACUCUUUUAAUAGAAUAUAGAGGAGAAAAAUCUAGAAAUAUUCCAUCAUCAGGUUGUCCAAGUGAUUAUGAUCUAAACCUUACAUUAUGUGAAAAAGAUAUGGCAUGCAAAUGUCAAGAUGCUGCAAACAAUACCUUCAGUUGUAUACGACGCAUAUCUCCGAAUUUUAAUAAUAUUUUUUGUAUUUUUGAAGAUAAUAAGCAUUAUAUUGAAGCAUAUAAUAUAACUACAGAUAAAUAUCAAUUGGAAAAUAUUGGUUACAGUAUGAAUCAUCAUCAUAGAUUCAGAUUGAGGAAAAGGCUUAAGAAAAUGAGUAUUUGUAAACAGGAAGAGUGUAUUGUUACAAAUAUGAAAAGUAUAUAUAUAUAAGUACAAAUGUAUUAUUUUUUGUUCAUAAUUAAUAUAUCUUUAUCAUGUAUAUUUUAUAAAAAUAUUUAUUUAAAAA